GGCGCUCUGCUUCUUAUCCGUUAGCGGAAGCGUGCGCAGUGAUAAAGGAAGUUCUUGGUUAUUUAGAACUCUGAUCACUGACUGUUAAGACUUUUUGUUUGGUUCUCUGUGUAGAAACACAAUUUAACUAUUUUUUAAUCGACGAGCGGUAUAAGCUGCACUUGGUCUGCUUAUAAAAAUGGGUCGGAGCCGCAGUCGAACGCCUAGACGAGAGAGAAGACGAUCUCGCUCUACUUCACGUGAGCAUGAGCGAAGGCGGAGGGAGAGGGACCGCUCUCGCUCUAGAGAUCGGGAGCGAGACCGACGCAGAUCUCGUUCACGUUCUCCACACAGGAGGCGUUCAAGGUCUCCCCCUAGGCGUCACCGCUCUUCCUCGUCGUCUCCCAUGAGACAGAAGGACAGACGUGAUGAUGAGCGCAAAGAAGUGAAAGACAAGUCUUCAAAGCCCAUCCAGAUCUCAGCGGAGGACAUGCAGGGCAAAACGGAGGAGGAAAUUGAAAUGAUGAAGUUAAUGGGAUUUUCUUCGUUUGAUUCUUCUAAAGGGAAGAAAACAGAUGGAUCAGUUAAUGCAUUUGCCAUCAACGUUAGCAUGAAGAGAAAGUACAGGCAGUACAUGAACAGAAAGGGAGGAUUCAACAGGCCGCUGGAUUUCAUCGCUUGAAAAUGUCACGCUGCAUUUCCUCCUUUUUCCAGCAAGGGGAGGACAUGGAUUACAUGCUGUUAAAUGUGAUGCAGCAGUUCUGUGUAUAUAUUAUCACUCAACAUGUAGCUGUUCCUUCAGUUAUUUAGUUUUUGUUGCUGUGCUUUUUACGUGUUGUUGGAAAUAAACUCUUUGAAAUUG
Nothobranchius furzeri (turquoise killifish) is the source of this 841-nucleotide messenger RNA. It is a transcript of the gene snrnp27, whose product is annotated as small nuclear ribonucleoprotein 27 (U4/U6.U5). Gene Ontology annotation, biological process: RNA splicing. Lineage: Eukaryota; Metazoa; Chordata; Actinopteri; Cyprinodontiformes; Nothobranchiidae. Gene Ontology annotation, cellular component: precatalytic spliceosome. The record is from RefSeq and is a predicted model, not a curated record.